This is a messenger RNA of Fulvia fulva, 1734 nucleotides long. RefSeq lists its product as uncharacterized. The record is from RefSeq and is a predicted model, not a curated record. Bases 1 to 1734 code for a protein of 577 amino acids. The transcript has a single exon. Lineage: Eukaryota; Fungi; Ascomycota; Dothideomycetes; Mycosphaerellales; Mycosphaerellaceae.
AUGGCGGGCUUCUGGAUUUCUUCGCUUUCGGCAAUCCUUGUCAUUCAUGCUCGAAAUGCUCGAGCGUAUGUGGAGAUGUCCUGGAACACGUCCUACUACUUUGGGCCCGAUGGACCCUGGCAAGCAGUGACGCUGGGUGUACAGAACAACCGCACUUCACAACUCCAUACCGUCAAUCUGCUACCCGCCGAGAACAGUCUCAGAUACACUCAGAUACCGACGCCCGAUGUUUGCGCUUUGCCAAACGCUACCGAAUACUGUGGCAUCGGCGGCACGAUGGACUUCCCGAACGUCUUCACGAACACUUCGCUCUGGACUAGUAACGACGAGUAUUUUACAUCAGGCGUGGUCGCAAAUGUCAUGCUCAAUAGUGGGACGAUGCGAGCGAACGAUGUCGCUGUGGCGCCGGUCACGAAUAGGACCAAUUCACAUACAAGAUACCCGACUGGCGACGUGCCAGGUCUUGAGAUAGGCUUCUUUUAUGCUGGAGCAUCGCCUUCGAGCGCAGACUGUUCGAUCGAUGGAUGCAGCUUCGCCCAAGGGCUUGAAGAUUCCAAUCAGAUCUCCUCGACAUCAUAUGGUCUGCACGUCGGAUCUGCAAGCCUAGAAUACGCAGGAUCACUGAUACUUGGAGGAUACGACAGAAGUCGGAUAGCUGGGCCGUCAAUUGCUGCCAUCGCGGGAUCCGUCAACUCGUAUGGGGCAUUAGACCCAAAUAGCUUCCGCCUCCAGGACAUCAUCAUCGGCGUAGAGUCGGGCGCCUCUCCCUUCGCUUUCACCAACAAGACUGGCCUUCUCCACGGUUCCGACUCUUCCACAGCGCAACCACUACCCGUGAUUCUCGAACCCUCCUCAGCCUACAUUGGCCUGCCUCAGGACGCCGUCACCAACAUCGCAGCCGAACUGCCAGUCACCCACGACGAGACAACAGGCUACUACCUCUGGAACACAGCCGAUCCAUCAUAUUCGGAUAUUGUCAUGAGCACCUCCUAUCUCGGCUUCGUCUUCCGUACAACGACAACCUCAGGCCAGAACACUAACGUAAACAUAAAAGUUCCCUUCCCCCUAUUGAACCUCACCCUCGAACCCCGCGCUUCCGGCCUCGAGAGCUCCGUCCCCUAUCUCCCCAUCGUCGUCCGCGAGAGGACGUCAUACGAGUUCUACAACUUCGGUCGAGCUUUCUUGCAAGCAGCUUUCCUCUUCGAGGAUUCCUCAGACAACACAACAAUCCUAGCACAAGCACCUGGCCCCAACAUAAACGGGUCCGACAUCCGAGACUACGACCCCUCCUCCAGUCUCGACAUUCCCUCAGAUCCAUCCAUCUUCACCUCCUCCUGGGCUGGAAUCUGGACACCCCUGCCCUCCACGUCAUCCCCUUCCGCGUCCUCAGGCCUCAGCUCAGGAGCAAAAGCGGGUAUAGCGACUGGCACCAUAGCUGGCGUAGCUCUUCUCGUCGUCAUAGCCUUCUUCAUUCUCCAACGAAGACGAAGGAGCUCGGGCAAGCCAGCUAUGUUCGCGAGUAAGGAGGGUAAGCCACAGUCGAGAUGGAGCUGGAGAGGUGUAGGACGACACAGACAGAUUGUGACGCCGCCGGUGGAGUUGCAUGGGACGAGUAGCGGUGCGGAAAGGGUUGAGAUUGACGGAAGAGAGCUUUACGAUGUGAAGAUUGAGACACCUAGUUUGGUCAGUCCGUUGACACCGGGUGCGGGUGGGGGAGGGUAUCAUGCUAGGUAG